AUGAACAACGAAAAAACACCUUAUUAUAUUGAUUACGAUGAUUAUUCAUUUCAAAAUAAAGAAAAAAUAAUAUUUGACACAUCAGUUAUGGAACAAUAUAUGAGCAUGAGUCUGUCAAAAUCUUUUGAAGAUCAACAUAAUCAAUUAGAAUUACCACCAUUGACAUUUUGUUAUUUAUUAAAACCAGGUGAGGAUGUUAUCAAAGUAGAUGGAUUAGAAAUUAAUCAAAUGGGAGACCCUGGAUUAAAAUUUCAAGAAUAUAUCCUCCAACAUAUAGAACCAUCUAAAUCAUAUGAAAUAGCAAUUUGCCAAUCAAUUGGAAGAAGAGGAAAAAUGGAAGAUACUGUUGUUGUAGAUUGUUCAAGUAUAGAAGGAACUGAUAUUAUUGGAGUAUUUGAUGGACAUAAUGGAAAGGAUGCAGCUUAUUUAUGUACUGAACAAUAUAUUAAAACUUUUAAAGAAAAUGAAGGGACUUUUGAAGCAAAACUUAUUAAAACUCAUAAACAAUUACAUGACAAAUCAUGUGAAACAAGUAAAUCUGGAACAACUUCAACAGUUGCAUUUAUUGAUAAAGACACUAUACGAAUUGCUUAUUGUGGAGAUUCUCCUGCAUAUAUAUAUAAAAACAAUAAAAUUAAAAAAAUUACUAAAGAACAUAAAGCAACAAAUAGUGCUGAAGUAGAACGUAUUGAAAUGAAUGGAGGAGUUGUAUUUGGUAUGUUUGGAGUUAAAAGAGUUAAUGGACAAAUUAUGGUAACCCGAAGUAUUGGAGAUCCUUCUCUUCAUCCACCAUUAACAACUGAACCUGACUUUAUUAAACUAGAAAAAAAAGGUAUUGAAUUAUUAUUUUUAAUGAGUGAUGGAAUUACUGAUGGUGUAACUGAGAAAGAAUUAGAAGAUAUUAUUAGUAAGAGUGGAGGAAUGUUUAAUAUAGCUUUUGACACAUUAAAACUAGCAUAUGUAAAUGAGAGUAGUGACAACUUAACUUUUAUUGUAAUAAAAAUCAAUUAA
This is a messenger RNA of Entamoeba histolytica HM-1:IMSS, 1011 nucleotides long. RefSeq names its product protein phosphatase domain-containing protein. Gene Ontology annotation, biological process: protein dephosphorylation. Bases 1 to 1011 code for a protein of 336 amino acids. The record is from RefSeq and is a predicted model, not a curated record. The transcript has a single exon. Gene Ontology annotation, molecular function: protein serine/threonine phosphatase activity. NCBI's taxonomy places the organism in Eukaryota, Evosea, Mastigamoebida, Endamoebidae.